UUCAUCAUGUCUCAGCUCGGCCUUUUUAUGCUUUACAUACAAAGCGGGGCGUAAUCCAUUCCAUGAAGGAACAAGGGGCCUGCAUUUGACUUGUCGGGGAGCGUGGAAAAGUCACCACACGGCUGCGGACGCGGCCACCAGCUUGCCCGUUUUCUGUGGCUCUCCAGGGAUAUCAAUAUAGACAUAUGCCGCCCGCGCCGUGCCUAUCUUUCCUAUAUGGUCUAAGUCGACCUUACCUACUGCCUUCAUCCACUAUGCCAGUUAGUAUUUCAAGACUAUGCCAUCCCGCACUUGUUCCAAAUUUUAAUCACUCCCUAAGAUAUUCCAAAGAGCAUUCACCUCGGUCAGUUUCCAUAUAGCUGCGUGGUACUCUCGUCACUUGGCACAGGCAGACGAAGAAGAGGACUAAUGGGUAUGCCCUCCUCCAUUCCCAUUUUCUUCCUCCGCCUCUUCUUGAGUUCAUUCUGCAAACCUGAUGAUACUCUUACACACACAAAGCCACUAUUUUCUGGCGACAAGCUCGUCUCCAAGGGCGGGGACUUUGCCCUCGGCUUCUUCUCCCCACCAAGCUCAAACACAGGCACAUACAUUGGUAUAUGGUACAACAACAUCCCUGAGCACCCCGUCGUCUGGGUCGCCAAUCGCGAUAACCCAAUCGUCACUACCUCACCAUCCACGAAGCUCGCCAUCACCAACGAAGGUUGCGACAUGGCGUUGUUCAACUCCGAAGGCCACACCAUCUGGACGACGUCGAGCAACAUAACCACCGGCGCCCGAGACGCCGCCGUGAGAGCAUACGCGGUGCUGCUCAGCUCGGGGAACCUGGUCCUCCGGUACCCAAACGGCACAUGCAUACGGGAGAGCUUCGACCACCCGACAGACACCCUCCUCCCGUCCAUGAAGUUCCUGAUGAGCUCCAAGACGUGGGCCGUCGGUCGUCUCGUCGCAUGGAAGGGCCCGGACGACCCGUCCUCCGGCGAUUUCUCCUUCAGCAGCGACCCCAGCUCGCCGACCCUCCAGUUCUUCAUCUGGCACGGGGUCAGACCGUACUGCCGCACCCUCGUGUUGAACGACGCGACGGUGGCGUCCGGAGCGGUGUCGUACCUCAGCAACGCCAGUUCCUUCGUGUACCAAUCCUCACUCCACCAAGGGGACGAAUUCUACCACGUGUACACUGUCAUGGAAGGCUCGCCGUACGUGCGCGUCACGCUGGCCUACGCCGGCGAGUUGAGGCACCUGACAUGGAAUGGCAACACAUCGUCAUGGGUAGCCCUUACCACCACUCCCACCGGUUGCAACGUCUAUGGCUAGUGUGGCCCAUUCGGCUACUGCGGCUUCCGUGGUGCCUCGACGAGUUCGAGCCCGAGCCCGAGCCCGGUGGUCUUGACUUUAGGAGAGGGUGUAAGAGAAAGCAGCCGUUGAGCUGCGGAAAGCAAAGCCAUUUCGUAACCAUGCCGGGGAUGAAAGUUCCUGACAAGUUUGUGCAUGUGCUCAACAGAAGCUUUGACGAUUGUGCUGCAGAGUGCACGAGAAACUGCUCGUGUACUGCAUAUGCUUACGCUAACUUGAGCAAUGACGGUGCUAUGGCUGAUCCGUCAAGGUGCUUGAUCUGGACUGGUGAGCUUGUCGACAUGGGGAAGCCCAUCAACUACGGCGAGAACCUGUACCUCCGGCUUGCCCACUCUCCUGGUCAAAACAAUAUGCUAAAUAUUGUCCUGCCUACUAUAGCAUGCUUGUUGAUACUCAUAUGCGUAGCACUUUUCAGCAUAUUCAAAUUAAGAGGAAAACGAAGAAAGGAAGAAAUCCAGAGGAGACGGGUGCUAGGAUACUUUAGCUCUUCCAAUGAAUUUGGAGAAGAAAAUAUAGAAUUCCCAUUUGUUAGUUUUGACAAGAUCGGUGCCGCAACAGAUAAUUUCUGCGAUUCCAAGCAAAUCGGAAGAGGAGGUUUUGGCAAAUUUUACAAGGGAAUGCUAGAAGGCGGCAAGGAAGUUGCUAUCAAAAGGCUCAGUGAGGGUUCGCGGCAAGGUGUAGAGGAGUUUAAAAAUGAAUUAGUUCUAUUUGCAAAACUGCAGCACAGAAAUCUAGUUAGACUUCUUGGUUGUUGUAUUCAUGGUGAUGAGAGGUUACUGAUCUAUGGAUACUUACCUAACAAAAGUUUAGAUGCCUCCCUUUUUGAUGCUACAAGGAAAUAUGUGCUUGAUUGGUUCACACGGUUCAAAAUAAUCAAAGGAGUAGCAAGAGGACUUCUUUAUCUCCACCAAGACUCAAGAUUGAAAAUAAUCCAUAGAGAUCUCAAAGCAAGCAACAUCUUGCUGGAUGUGGAAAUGAAUGCUAAAAUAUCGGAUUUUGGUAUGGCAAGGAUAUUUGAUGGAAAUCAGCAACAUGCAAACACUACCCGGGUUGUUGGGACAUAUGGUUACACGUCGCCGGAAUAUGUGAUGGACGGUGUCUUUUCUGUAAAAUCGGAUAUUUAUAGCUUUGGUGUUCUUCUCUUGGAGAUUGUAAGUGGAUUGAAGAUCAGCUCAUCACAACUUGAAGUGCACUCUUCUAGUCUUACAACUUACGCAUGGAGUUUAUGGAAAGAUGGAAAAGCAAUAGAAUUGGUGGACCCUUGUCUUAUUGAGAGUUGUCCACUUCAUGAAGUUGUACGGUGUAUUCACGUAGGACUACUGUGUAUUCAAAAUCUUCCAGAUGACAGGCCAUUUAUGUCAUCCAUUAUAUUUCGAAAAGUUUAACGUCCACACGUGUGGGCGUCUGACAACUCGCCCACACGCAUGGAUCCUCGUCCAACCAAUUCUGCACGAAUCUUGGCGCGUUCUAGCAGUUUUUGUGUGCCACGUAGGACUAAGCUGGUGUGUGGGCAUUCAUCCGGUCGCCCACACAUCCUUUUUUCACCACACGGGGGCUGGUGUGUGGACGUUUAGCAAUUCGCCCACACACUAGUUUCACGCACGCAUAGGGGGCUGGUGUAUGGGCGUUUAUCACUUCGCCCACACGCCCGUCUCAUAGC
Aegilops tauschii subsp. strangulata is the source of this 3010-nucleotide messenger RNA. Its product is annotated as G-type lectin S-receptor-like serine/threonine-protein kinase B120. The record is from RefSeq and is a predicted model, not a curated record. NCBI's taxonomy places the organism in Eukaryota, Viridiplantae, Streptophyta, Magnoliopsida, Poales, Poaceae. Gene Ontology annotation, biological process: recognition of pollen; protein phosphorylation. Gene Ontology annotation, cellular component: plasma membrane. Gene Ontology annotation, molecular function: ATP binding; protein serine/threonine kinase activity.